GCGCCGUUUUGCACCUGGGAUACGCGCCGUAAAUGAGCGUAAUCGAGAAAGGGUAAUUGACAAAGACGUGCACGUGUGCACGGAUGAGACUUGUUGGCACGGAUUAGAGCUAAUUAACGGUGACUCCAACAAGCAGGAGGAUGCAGCCACGGGUGACAGUGGCUCUGGCCACGGUUUGGUUCACGGUGGCGGGUCUGGUAGGAGAAACGGUCGCCCUCCGCCUCUCCAACGAUCAAUACUCCCCCGCGUCCCCGCAUCGCUACGCUGAGCUUCAACAAGACCAGACUAGAGAUUGGAGGGCUCACGACAGACCGGCCGAGGAUCAACCGCUCGACCUUUGGAUCGGCUCGCGAAGGUCCAUUUCCGCGGAGGAAUUAAAAGCUCUACGUCAUAAUGCCAAGUUCGCCAAGCAAGAUUUUUCGCUCGAGAAACCUCUGAAGGACAUUGUCUCGUCAAAGCGAGUCUACUCCAUUUCAAGCUGGCAGAGGCGGUUGCCAAAUAUCGUUACUACGGAAUUCGCGGCCGACAAAGUCGAUUACGGCUACGAGAUGCCGGAGACGCUUUCGCGCGAGACGAUAGUACCUCGUUCAGACCUCUUGGACGACCCCUUUGUGGCCGACGACACGUUCCAGGAUCAAGGCCCGGGCUCGAUGGAAAUAUACAAGCUGGACCUGUCCAAAGAGAAGGCUCUGCUUACCGCAACCACGCCUCCCACCAAUCUACCGUCAAGAAACAAGAGCAAAGCUCCAAAGAAAACGGGUCACUUGAAUUUAAAGACGGAAAUCAAGUCGACGACGAUAGAUCCGAGGGUUCAUCAUAGGCAAUCGAACUUUUUCGAAGAGCAACGAACCGAGACACCUUCGGUCAACAGAGACGCCUUCGACGUCGGCGGUGUGCCGGAGCUACAGGUUGGAUGCGAGGGUCUAGAAGCGUCGCCAUCGUCCCACAAGGCGAAAAGAUCGAUAGAUACGCCCGACAAGGAGAGGGUGGUACCGGCGUCCGUACUACUGGACGUAAUGCCAAUAUCCCUCGAUCUCGACUACAAUCUGUCAUACGAUGAAGAAAACUACGAAGAGAUGGACGAGCUGUUCAAGUUAAAGAAAUUAGAGACCGUUAUAAAAAAGAACAAGCCGAACAGGGGCGACAUGGACGCUAGUCAUCUGAAUUCCGACCAUCUGGACGAGUCUAGGCGACCGGAGAAGUUACCGAUCCGAGGGGAUUUGGGUAAAUCCAUUCCACAAAAUUCCCGCGAACUCGUAAUCGAUCGGGAAAAGUCACAAAAAUCGACAGAUCUCGAAAUCAAAAAGGGAACUAAAGCAAAGCGAGCGCUCGUUUCAUCGAACGACGCUAUCAGGAAUCGACGGUUACUGUGGCUCGCCGAGGCCGAGGGAUUUGCGGACGGGAAGGGCGAGCAAAAACGCGCGAGGCGGUCGGCCAAUUGGGGCUUCGGCGAGAACGAAGGUGUCGUAUCCAGCGACGAAUUACAGACCGUGAAUGAGCGUCGCAGGCAGCACGAGAUGCGAUACCAUCAAGACGUAUCCAGACGACGUGACCAGCAUCGUGGAAUAAAUCCCGACGUCGAUAGUAUCAGACGGAAGUACGAGAAUCUACUCGAACAGAAACGAAGGGAGGACGAAGAGCGACUACGACGAAUGCAACAGGGUGGUCGAAAUACGCUGAGCAGAUGGGAGGAGGAAGAGAGAAGAAGGGACGAGAUGCGAAGGACGCAAUAUGAUAAGUAUCGUAGCAGGAUGGAUCAUACCUCGACACCUCGCAUGGACGACGAGGAGACGCGACGACGACAGAUGGAGGAGAGACAGAGACAGGAAAUAGCGCGCAAUCGAACGGAGGAGAUGAUCAGACAAAAAGAGGAGGAGCGGAGGAGACUUAGGAAAGAGGAGGAACAAAGACAACGUUUGGAAGAAGAAGAAACGAGGAAAAGACCGCAUAAUAACAAAUGGAACGAAGAAAACGCGAGGAGAUCGGAAUCUGAAACACCUGUGGGCGACGAAGAAAGAAGACAAAGGCUUCACAACGAAGACAUAAGGCGAAGGGAGGAAGAACGACAAAGACAGUUGCAAAGAGAAGAACAAUACAGAUCGCAGCAAGAAGCGCAAAGAAAAAAGGAAGAAGAGGAAAGACGACGUCAAGAGGACCGCGCGAGGGAUCUUUCCGAAGACGAUAGAAGACGACUGGAAGAACGUCGCAGAGAAUGGUUAGAGAAGAAGAGACAGCAGGAAGAGGACGAGACAAAGCGGCAGCAGCCACCAUCAAAUUUGAUGCGCGGGGAACACCGUAUCGGUCAUCCGAACGAUAUCAGACAACGUGAUCGAGAUGAAGAAAGACGCAUGCGGGAACAGGAUGAGAGACAACGGGAGCAGAAGUUGCGGGAAUAUAUCGCGCGAAAUCAACCUAUCAACGUCACUCCUGCCGAUCGCAAAUCGGAGGAAAAAAGACAGCGUUAUGGCCCUGAAGAGAGCAGAGAUCCGCAGAUAAACGCGAGUAGGGACAAUGAAUAUCGCGCCAGGGAGCAACGUAGGAGGCAGGAGGAAGAGCGAAAGCUGCAAGACUACAUCAGGAGGAACCAGCCGGUGAACGUGCCUUCGAGAAGCAAUCAAUCGAGCGUAACGGAUCGUAACUGGUUCGAAGAACGGAGGUUGAUCGAGGAAGCUAGGCGUCGCGAUCCCGACAGGUAUCCCAAUUCAGGAGCGAGGCACCACGGCCCGUCGGCACCUACGUAUAAUAUCGAUCGGCGAGGUUCACCGGAAGAAGUCAGGCAGAGGCAGCGGCAGGAGAUGGAGAGAAGGUUGGAGGAGAGACGGCAGAGGUACGAGGCGGAAGCAAGGCGACAGCGGGAAGAGGAGGAGAAGCGACUGCGAGAGGAGGCGAGAAGACGAGAGGAGGAGGCGAGAAAGGCGCAAUCCAGAAGAUACGAGGAGGAUAGAAAGCGACUGGAGAUACUGAAGUUGCAGGCCGAGAAGAGGAGACAGGAGACGCUGAAAGAACGGUCCAGGAGCGGAGCUGCUGGAAGAACCAGACAGCCGGAAGCCACGAGGCCGACCUACUAUCAGGACCCUCGUCUUUUGAUGGAGCACAGAAGACGGCAGGAUAGUCAACCGAUUCCAAACAAUUUGGUACGGGACGAAGAGGCCAGGAGGGCGGCGGCGGAACGCGAGAAGCAAAGGCUAAUGGAGGCUGAAAGACGACGACAGGAUGAUAGCAGAAUGAGGGAGCACAGACCGAAGGAGACCGACCGGUGGAGACGGCGGGAACUAGUCAGACUCAACUCCCUGCCGGUGAACGCAAGGAUAAUUGUAGUCCCUCCCGGUACCUCGUCGCCCGUCUCGCCGGCGGUGUUAUCGAGGACCGGCUUCGACAACGAGAUCGAUUUCACGGGGAUAAAUCCAAAUCGCGAGGGCAUACAAGCGCCAAACUUCCCUGCCCCCCCGACUAAGCGGCCGCCUCCACGGCCUCCCGGGCCAUGUAUCUGGGCGAUUGUUCAAUGUUGUUCGCCCAAUAACAAUCGUCUCGUAAAGUGUUUCGAAUCGAUGGACUGCCCCGGGGUUAAUUGGGAUCCUGACCCGUGUAGAGGUGCCAUCGCGAAUGCUGCCAGAGCAGAAGUCAUGAAGUUCUAUGCCAGUGCGUCAAGUCAAUAACAUUUGUAAUAAGAUUCGCCCUUCGUCCUUCGAGAUAGAAAUACCAAUUAGUCAGAGAGAAAGAGAGAGGAGAGGGAGAAAAGCCUCUCUUCGAAAUUAACACGAGAUCGAACAGAAAGUUUCGAGUUACUGCGAAUCAAUUUGUGUGUGUGACUUCUAUCUGCUCUGUACAAAUAUUUGUGUUGCUGGAUGUAAGAGCUCAGUAAGUAGACUUAGAUGUUUGUGGAACGAAAAAUCUUGAUACUGUUACUCGUCGCGAUAUCAGCGAUAGUUUCUAGUAAGGAUUAAGCAAGAUUAAGCCGGAAAUUGCAUAAAAACGAUAAAUUCUUUUAUAAUAGGAAUAAAUAUUUCAUACAAACAGUUACGGAAGAAAUAUACAUACAUAGUACAGUAUUUUUACUACAUGAAAUUUUAAUGAAAAUAAGAGAAUAUUGAAUUAAAUUAAAUUAAAUAUGUUAAAACGCACUAACAAUAAAAUCACAAUUAUAAAUUAUAAAAUAUAUUUUUUUUUUUAUAUUUAACGUACAUAUAAAAGCGCUGAAAAAUAUUCAUAAAUAUCAAAACGCGGAAAUACAUUCCACAUGAAUAUAAUAAUGAAAAUUUAAAUUUUAAACAAUAUCGACCUUUCAUUAUACAUCCAGUAACACAAUUAUUUAUAAUUGCCGAAUAUCUACAAAUUCUCUUCUCUGCAUGAAAAAAAAUCAAUAUUUAUAAAACAUAUUUCGAAGAAAUUUAAGCGCUAAGGACGAAGAGGUAACUAGUAAGUCAAAUAAAUCUUAUUACGCUAUCUUUGACAUAUUAAGUCAUUAUGUAACAUUAAUAUAACGACGAUUUUAUACAAUAAUGUAUAUUGUAUAUUAUCGAGUAAAAACAGUUAUUUUAUUACAAUAAUUUUAUUACUAAAAACUGUAUUUUUCUAUCCGCUUAUUUGAUAGUGCACGUUAGAUAGGCAUUUAUACAUAGUGUGUUUAUAUAGUCUUAGAGACAUUUAAAAACGUUUCAAUUUUUAAAAUGUAACAAGCAGUAUUUAUCUUAAAUAACAUUAGAAACCGAUAAUGUGUUAAAUUAAUAGUCAAUUAGUCUUUAAUACUGACCAAUAGCCAACAUCAUGUCUAGCAUGUAAAAUUACGUAUAGUUGUAAAAAAAUGAACAAGAAAAGAAAACAUGACAUCUCGUUUGUUAUCGCGUUUGCAUGCGCGAACAUAAUAUGCGAAAGCAAGCGCGCGCUUAAUUAUUGUAAAUUUUUUUGUACGUAGCCGAGAGGCAAGAGCAUUAUACUUUUGCAGCUUUUCCACAUGUGAUAUAGAAGGUAGGCUCUAGUACGCUGUAAUCAGACAAAUAUUUAUGUAACGUACGCAGAGAGAAAGCAAUAAAUUUAUCUGGACCUGUAUAACCCACAAUAUUUGCCUGCGUUUUCUCCUCGCGCGACGAUCAAACUUCGUUACGGAUGCAAAAUUUGAUCAGCUCCCAGCGACAUUGACAUGUUUUCACGCCCUUUUGGAUCGCAUCGUAAAAAACAUGAAAUAUAGAAAAAUUACAUGGG
Messenger RNA from Formica exsecta, 5199 nucleotides. RefSeq names its product trichohyalin-like. Lineage: Eukaryota; Metazoa; Arthropoda; Insecta; Hymenoptera; Formicidae. The record is from RefSeq and is a predicted model, not a curated record.